Molecule: messenger RNA, 840 nt
Organism: Saccharomycopsis crataegensis
Lineage: Eukaryota; Fungi; Ascomycota; Saccharomycetes; Ascoideales; Saccharomycopsidaceae
Gene: GPI11
Product: mannose-ethanolamine phosphotransferase GPI11
Exons: 1
Coding region: 1-840 (279 amino acids)
Biological process (GO): GPI anchor biosynthetic process
Cellular component (GO): endoplasmic reticulum membrane
Source: RefSeq, a predicted model, not a curated record
AUGAAUAACAUAUCAGAAAAAUCUAAAGCAGGCAUGGGUCUUAAAAAAGGGACGUCGAUAAAGAAAUCUGUCACCUGGGGAGACGUCGACGAUGGUGAUUCCAAGAAUUUAGCGACUGGUGCGGAACCAACGUCGCCAACUUUGAAAUCAAAAUUACAUCUGGCCACACCAAUGAUCCAGUUCAAAUUCUACAAUAUUCCUUUCCAAAGUUUGGGAAUCAUCUAUUAUUUAUUAUACGUUGACUAUCAGCUGUUGAUAAAAUAUGAUACUAUCAACUUUACUCUUCUCAAGGCGUUACCAUUGACCUAUUUCGGCCAGUUGUUAUGGUUGUCGACUUUCAGUGUCGCCGUUCCGAUAAGCGAAAAGAAAAGAAGUACCACCACCACCACCACCACGACGGCCACAAGAACUAAAAGAUUGGAUCUUAGCCCUUCGCUCGUUUUUGCUGCCACUUUGGCCGCGCUUCUAUCGUCGGUGGUAAUAUAUGCGGUCGCGGUGCUACUAGGGUCACCGAUUCUUGCAUUUCAAAGCCAGACAUUAUUGUUUUCUUUGCACCUUUCAAUGCUUGUGACUUUCCCAUUAAUCAUGGUGUAUCAGUUCAAUUCUAACCAUUGGUGCAAUCUCAUUGUGGAAUUAUCUAAUUGGAAGUUCCUUUUGAAAAACUCUGUCUACUUGGUGGCUUUGGCUAGUGCCUUGGGUGGUUGGGCAGGUGUUUUGACUAUACCUUUAGAUUGGGAUAGAGAUUGGCAGAUGUACCCAAUUAGUUUGGUGAUCGGUGCCUACCUUGGUAGUUUAGUCGGUGGAGUUUUAUGUUUUAUCGGCUCUUUUGUGCCUGUUUAA